Molecule: messenger RNA, 845 nt
Organism: Triticum dicoccoides
Lineage: Eukaryota; Viridiplantae; Streptophyta; Magnoliopsida; Poales; Poaceae
Product: heavy metal-associated isoprenylated plant protein 6-like
Exons: 3
Coding region: 110-607 (165 amino acids)
Source: RefSeq, a predicted model, not a curated record
UCUGUCACAUUGCACAAAAGCAAAACAACUCUUCGAGUAGCUAGCUAGUCUGCUAGUGUACUGUCAAAGCUAGCUUGGAGAUUCUGUGAGACUUUGUGCAAGUUGCAAGAUGGUUAAGCAAAAGAUUGUCCUCAAGUUGGCUCUGGAUGAUGAGAGGAAGAGGAGGAAGGCCUUCAAGGCUGCCGUUGGCAUGUCAGGCGUGACAUCCACGGCAAUGGAGGGGGAAAAGAUCAUCAUCGUCGGGGACGGCGUCGACCCGAUCACGCUGACGACGGUGCUCCGGCGCAGCCUAGGCUACGCAGAGCUUCUCAGCGUGUCGUCCGGCGACGACAAGAAGAAGGACGGCUACGGCGCCGCCUACGGGUACGGCGCCGGCGAGAAGAAGAAGGACGGCUAUGGAUACGGCGGCGACGGCGGCGGGAGCUUUGGCGGCAAGGAGGGUGUCGGUUCCAAAGGUGGCGGCGGCGGCGGCUACUCUCAAAACGCGGUUGCGCCGAUCACGUAUCAGCAGUACAACGCCAUGCCGUCCUACCCGGUUUACUCCUCCUACCCUGCUCCUCCUGCUUAUCAGCAUCAAGAACAGGAUCCAGGCUGCAGCAUUAUGUAGAUGUAGGUGUUAAUUAGGGAGAGAUAAUGCGUCGGCGAGGAGCAGGGCCGGGGUUUAGGCCAUGAUUGAUGGCAUGACCCAGAAGUUGGCCGAGAGAGGAGAGCGAUGUUGGCUGCCUGAGCACUGAGCAGUACGUAUGUACAGUACAGUACAGUACAGGUUGGUUGGUUGGAUCAGCAAUGGUUGUUUGGAGCGUGGUAACAGAUUGUACAGGAGGAAUGAAUAAAAGGAAACUCAG